This is a messenger RNA of Sinocyclocheilus rhinocerous, 2756 nucleotides long. RefSeq names its product GLTSCR1-like protein. Gene Ontology annotation, biological process: positive regulation of DNA-templated transcription. The transcript has 6 exons. Gene Ontology annotation, cellular component: SWI/SNF complex. The record is from RefSeq and is a predicted model, not a curated record. The coding region runs from base 330 to 2090 and encodes 586 amino acids. Lineage: Eukaryota; Metazoa; Chordata; Actinopteri; Cypriniformes; Cyprinidae.
ACAAUCUCCUAUAUUUUACAUAAUCAGAUAAAGGAUCAAAGGAUCCAAUGAGGUAUUGUUUAUUGUAUUUGCUUCGGGUUGACACUUGUGGGUGAUGUGUGGUCUCUCAGGACUCAAAGGUGUGGUCGUUGAGGAUUCCCCGCCCCCUGUCGCUUGUUACAAACACAAUUUAUAUUCAUUUAUUCAUGUCAGGCAUUUCGAAUGAUUAAUCAAAACAACAGCUUUAACUUGUAUGGUUGCAGAAGAAACCUUAAUAGUAAACAAAGAGUUUAAGAGACCCCUUUUCGUUCAAGUAAAGAACCCUAUGGAGUGUAGUGCACUAUGUAGUGAUGCUGCCUUCUGCUGGAGCCGCACUGCUCCACCGGCCCGUGCAGAGAUGGCGAGGAAACCCCGUGGACACGGCACUGCUUUUUCAUGACGGUGUCAUGGAUGAUGAAGACGACCGCCGGCUUCUGGAUUUUAUAGGAGAUGUGCAAGCAUUGAAUGAGUAUCUUCAUGGUUCAAAUAGUAAAUGUAUUGGAGAAGAUGAUGUGACUAAUGCAGCGUUUGGGUCGGCCAGUUCGUUCUUCACUAGUGACACAGGUGGCUCCAACGAAGGACUCAAAGAUGACCACAAUCAUUUGGGAGAAUUUGGGGAGGUUGGUGGAACUGAGCUUCAGCUCUCAAGCAGUCUUCCAUUCAUCGAGGAUGACCUCGACAGUGGAACCUCACAAGACGAGGUCGAUCUUGGGGGCGAGGACCAACCCUUCGACAUACUUCAGAAGUCAUUGCUGGAAGCAGAUAUUACAGAGCAGACAUUGGCUCAAGAAGCCCUUUUGGACUCCCAGCCCUCUCUCAUUCCCACAGCUUCCGCUUUCCCUCAGCAGCUGGUCUCUGGAGGGUUUGAAGGUAUCCCAGGUCCUGGUGUGGUGGCACCAUUGGCACAACCUCAGGCUUUUAUCCAGCAGGUUCCCCAACUACCCUUGCCAAACGGCCCUGCUGGACACAUCCAGGUAGUGGGAUCCUUCAAUGGCAGUGCCUCCUCCAUGAUGACUAUCAACAGUUUGGAACAGCCUCAAAUCCUUUUGAGGCAGAGUGGAAAUGUAGUGACAAACAACAGCGGACAAGGUACCAUGUUCACCCCUUCUGCAGCUGGUCAGGUGUCAAUGUCCUUCAAUAAAGGGACGAUACCAGUUCAGAAUAUUAUCAUCCAGAGAGGCCCUAUGCAACAGACAUUGAUUAGACCCAUUCAGCCUAAACCCUUACAGACAGGGGGACAAACUGUAUACAGUAUCAGCAACAUCGGGCUUCAACCCAGCACCACAACUACUGCGAAUAUAGUCAGUAACCCAUACACAGCCAGCGGCUCUCCUCAGUCUGCUCAGCAGGUGAAAGUGGUCAAUCCAGCCAGCAGCAUUGUAAUGCAUUCACCUCUGGGGCAGCAAGCGCAACCACAGUCCCAGUCCAAUCUGCCUCAAGGGCAGUUUUUGCUACCCACUUCUAUUUCCCUCACCCCUGGUACGACUGUUCACGGCUUCCAGGCUGUGAAUGGGCAGGUAUAUUGUACUGUAUUUACACGUAAAUGCAACCAAAAUGCAAUUGCUUUUUGCUUGAUUGGCUUUAUGUUUGUGAUGUUUCGCUACAUCGCUCUCUCAGAUGGAUUCCUGGAAGACUUCUGCUGUGGCCCUAAACUGAAGAUCCGAAGUACAGAAGUUUUGACGCCCGCCACCCAUGAGGGCAAUCCCAGCGUAAUGGAGACAUCCCCAAGGCAUUCCAUAAGUCACACCGGAAGAGAUGGGCAGGGUAUGAACAGCCACACAGAACCUGCUUAUAGGACAGAACCUCAACAACAAGGAAUGGAGGAACACAGAAGAACUCCCAUCAAGUGCAUCCUGGACCUAAAAAAAAAGAAAUUCAACAACCUAAUCAGCAGCAACAGUCAACAUGCUCACUACCCUACAUCUCCCAGCCAAUCACAGCAUAGCUCCGCCCAAGGCUACCCUUCGAACCUGGGGCAGGGUCAUGAACAUCAACUUCCCUCAGAUCAUAGUCACACCCCAUUGGCUGACUCUGUGCUUGAGGCUGCCGUGAAUAGCAUCUUAGAAUGUUAGACAGUGCCAUAUUUAUGUUUGUUAGUUGUUCCAUGUUAAUCUCAUUUCAUGCCAUUUGUGUGCAAGCUGAACGGACGUACAUUGGCAUUAUCGCGGGUUAAAAUGCACACAGCGGCUGUGACGAUGUCGAGGAACAGGAAGGUGAAUCUGGUGAUGGUGAUACUCUAAUACUGUGCCUGUUGUUCUAGAGAAGUUUACAUAAGAAAGCCUUUUUGACAAUGCUUCACAGGAUACACUUGCAACCACACACACACACGCACAUCAAUAUAUGCACACAUACACACACAAUCAAGCAGUAAGUGUGAUGUUUGAAAUGUCAUGAGUAGACAUUGAUAUUUGUAGCUUAUUGGUCAAUAUCAGACACUUAGACAAAUAGUCAGUCCGCACUUAAGGUUGUAUGGUUGUCUCAACACUUAUGUUGUGUCAGUGCAGUAGACAUUGAAACAAGUGACGCACACGAACACACCUGCACAUUUAAUUGUUUUUGAGCAUUGGUUGUGCUCUUUUUUUCUUUUUUGGUUUACUUUUUUUCUGUACCUUACAGGUAUGUGACCCCUCCACAGAGACAAAACUCACUUGUGUGGUUUUGUGCAGGGGAAAGUUAAGACCUCAGAUUGAGGGUACAAUGUUACAUUGUUUAUCUUUUUUGUUUGUUUUAAUUCAUUU